AUUUGCAGCUCCUUAACCGGCCCAGGUUCGUCCUCUUAUCAUCUCCCUAUAUCCGAUUUUUCUCUUCAAAAUUCCCAUAAUUUAACGGGAAAACCCUUUUCUUGUUGUAGAUUAAUCUGUCUUGUUUCUUGUCUGUACUUCAAUUCUUUUAUCCAUUGCCCUUUUAUUCCACCAUUAAUGAAAUGCAGAACCCUUGAUGUCUCGAUCCUGGAACCGUCUUUCUGCUUCAUCCUGUCAUCUGGGUAAUGAUUAAAAUCGUAAAUUUCGUUCCUUUCUGCUUUGUUUUGGUUUUAGCAGUUGAGAAAUCCCUAGGGUUCUGAUUGGUAUCGUUCUAGGGUUUCUCUUUGUUUGUUGAUUGCUUCUGCUUUUAUGGACCUGCAAUUGGUGAAUGAGGCGUUGAGCUUUUCAAAGAGGAGGAGAAAAUGGCUUAUUCUACUAGCGGUAUGUGGGGUCUCGGGAUAUGGGGUUUACAAGGCCUACCAUUUACCCUCUGUGGUGAAGAAGAGAGAGAGGCUGAUGAAGCUAUUUGGAGCCGUGUUUUCUUUAGCUGAAUUGCUGUCAGAUUCUGCAGAGACUAUUAGUGUUGUGUCCAAGGACUUGAAGGAGUUUUUGCAGUCUGAUUCAGAUAAAAUCCCCAAUAGUUUGAAGCAAAUUUCUAAGAUUGCAAGGUCUGAAGAGUUCUCUGAGUCUUUAAUUAGGGUUACUGAGGCUUUGACCUUAGGGAUUUUAAGAGGGUAUAAGUUACAAUCGAGGAGUGGCAAUGAAUUGGAAACUGGUUCAGCAAAUUCGAGUUUUCCUGAUAGGGUAAUGGAUAGGAUUUUUUCUAAUGCUGGGACUGGAUUUGUAUCUGUUGUGGUUGGUAGCUUUGCAAGGAAUUUGGUUCUGGGUUUUUACUCGAAUGAUGGAGUAGUUAAUGGAUGGAGUGGAAAUGGUGGUGGGAAUGUGUCUCGAAGUGUGUCAGGUUCAUCAGAUGUUCCCAGUUGGGUAAAUGUGAUCUGUGAUGACAAGUGUAAAGAGCUUAUAGGGGAUUGUAUCCAGAAAUUUGUGAGCACAACAGUUGCUGUCUAUCUUGACAAAACAAUGCACAUCAAUACUUAUGAUGAAUUGUUUGCUGGUUUAACCAAUCCCAAGCAUCAACAUAACGUGAGGGAUGUUUUGGUUUCUGUUUGCAAUGGUGCUGUCGAAACACUUGUAAGGACAUCACAUCAGGUUUUGACUACUUCGGACUCAAAUUCAAAAUCAACUCCAGGCUCAAGGUGUUCCAUCAUCGAUCAAAGUGAAGAUGCUGGUGAAGUUACAGAUGAAUGUUUUGAGAAAGAAGCAUCAUUGAAGCAAAUGAAAAAGGAAAGCCCAAUUGACAGGGUUCAGAAUGGUGGAUGGGUGGACAAGGUUACUUCUACCUUAGCAGUUCCAAGCAAUCGGAAGUUUGUGCUUGAUGUGACUGGGAGGGUGACAUUUGAAACAAUAAGAUCUGUUGUGGAGUUCUUCUUGUGGAAGCUAUCCGACGGUUUGAAGAGAAGCUAUAACGUUGUCCAUGAGGAGGUUGUAGACAGGGGAUUGGAAGUCAUCAGAUAUGUUGGUGCAAAAUCUUCUGUUAUCGUAACCAUUUGUCUUGCUCUAUACUUGCACAUUCUUGGGGGUACCAGGGUUCUGUUAUCUGCUUAAAUAUGUUGUUCCCUUUCACUCAAAGUAGAUAAUGAUACGGUGAUAUAAAGAAAAUGUUUCUAAAGUUGCUUGCUUUAGUUGCUUCUUGUAUAUAUACCUUGGUUUGCUUUAAUUUCAUGCAUAAACAACUGAGAUCGUA
Molecule: messenger RNA, 1804 nt
Organism: Rubroshorea leprosula
Lineage: Eukaryota; Viridiplantae; Streptophyta; Magnoliopsida; Malvales; Dipterocarpaceae
Source: the annotation of a GenBank genome assembly